Molecule: messenger RNA, 1435 nt
Organism: Aspergillus steynii IBT 23096
Lineage: Eukaryota; Fungi; Ascomycota; Eurotiomycetes; Eurotiales; Aspergillaceae
Product: FAD/NAD(P)-binding domain-containing protein
Exons: 5
Coding region: 237-1307 (356 amino acids)
Molecular function (GO): oxidoreductase activity
Source: RefSeq, a predicted model, not a curated record
CUCGGCAUGAACUGUUGGCUCGCAGCCAUUGGACUCUACCCACCCCAUGCUUCGCGUCGAUUCCAGCCUGUGGCCAGUCAUCUGGAUGAGCUUAGCUUGUCCUCUUGGGUGCAUCCAUGGUGCAUCUAUAACACGAUGAUCAUCUAUAAAAGGGCUCCCUAGCACUUGCCAUUACUCCUACUGCUGUUAAGGUCAGACUGUUCAAGAUAUUCUCUCCUGUCGUCAACCUUGCAACCAUGGCUUGGAAAUACCUGCUGUACUUGCUCUUCUUAACCCUCACGGUUGCUUUAGCGGCAUCUCUGCCCCAUACCGACUACGAGGUCAUAGUCAUCGGUGGGGGCCCGGCCGGGCUCAGCUCCUUGAGUAGUCUCUCGCGAGUCCGGCGUAGGGCAGUACUUUUUGAUUCCGGGGAAUACCGCAAUGCUCCGACUCGGAAUAUGCACGAUGUCCUCGGAAAUGAUGGUACCGUCCCCAGCAACUUCCGUGCGAUUGCCCAUGAGCAAAUUUUAAAAUAUAGUACGGCUACUGUCCUGAAUAAGACAAUUACUACCGUCACGCCUAUUGCUGACGACGCUACUAAUACUACCUAUCUUAAUGUUACCGACUCUAACGGCACUGUAUACUCCGCCCACAAACUGAUUCUUGGCACCGGUCUUAUUGACGAACUCCCUGAUACUCCGGGUUUUCAAGAAGCAUGGGGCCGGAAAUUCCAUACCAUCAACACAGAUGUUAUCGCGUUCCUAAACGGCACGCAUACGCCUGCCGCCGAAGCUGAGCUGGCUGCUAAGCACCCUCACUGGAAAAAGCAGCUAGAGACUUAUAAUAUACACCUCGAGAAUGCUACUAUCUCCUCGAUCGAGCGCCUUCAGAACGGCGAUAACCACCGCGAUAACGAGCGCCGCCAGUUCGAUAUCUUCCGCGUCCACUUUACUAAUGGUUCCUCGGUAAUCCGCAAUACUUUUAAGACGAAUUACCCGAUCAAACAGCGCUCUUCGAUCCCGUCCGCCCUCAGCCCCGCUAUGAAGGACGGCAAGAUCGAUACGAGCGACAACUCGGAUAUGCGCACUAGCUAUCCGGGCGUGUAUGCCGUCGGCGACUGCAAUAGCGAUAGCAGCAACAAUAUCCCGCAUGCUAUGUUCACUGGCAGGCGCGCGGUGGUUGCCCUUCACGUCAAAUUGGCCGAGGAGGAAUCUGCCGCCGCUAUCCAUAAGCGAUCGCUGCCUUCCAAGCGUGCCAUGAUAAAGGCCGCCGAGCGCAGCAUCGGCAACGAGUUAGAGGCGCUGUGGGAACGCACUCGAGCUCUGUAGUGGAUUGGAUUGGUGCAAUACAGGGAUUGAGAGCGGGCCUACUUAUGAAAGUACAUUUCACGCUCAACGCUGAUUGCAUGUGGCGUUUGCGGGAUGGGAAUGUCCGGGUGUCUGAGGUAGUCCGCCAC